AAUUUUUCCAAAAGUUGUUUGAAGCAUAAAAAGAAGAAACUGAAAAAGAAAGUCAUUAAUAAUUAUAACUAUCAACUCUUUAUCCAUAUCCAUAACCAUUCCCAUCCAACCAUCAUGAACAACGCUGCUUAUUAUGAAUUAUACAGAAGAUCAACUAUCGGUGUGACUUUAGCAGAUUCCUUAGAUACUCUUAUAUCAGAUGAAAAGAUUCAACCUCAAUUAGCCAAUACUAUUUUAAAUAACUUUGAUAGAAUUAUUUCUGAUAAUUUAAAAUUAGAAGCCAACAUAGCUAAGUCAAAGUUAUCAUUCAAGGGAGUGUUAUCAACGUACAAUUUCUGUGAUGAUGUUUGGACAUUCAUCAUUAAGAAUGUUACCAUUAAGUUGAAUGAUAUAAGUUCUGAAGGGGCAAGUGCUAAUAAUAGUAUUGAUAGUGAGAUUAAUGUUGAUAAGUUUAAGAUUGUUGCAUGUAAUGCUCGUAGAGCUGGUGAGUAAGGGUUAUGUUUGUGUUUUUUUGUUUUUGGUUAGUUAUUUAAUGGAAAAAGAAGAAGAUUAUUGUAUAUAUUGUAUGUAAAUUAGUUUUUAGAUAA
Molecule: messenger RNA, 587 nt
Organism: Scheffersomyces coipomensis
Lineage: Eukaryota; Fungi; Ascomycota; Pichiomycetes; Serinales; Debaryomycetaceae
Gene: TOA2
Product: transcription initiation factor IIA subunit gamma
Exons: 1
Coding region: 115-492 (125 amino acids)
Biological process (GO): RNA polymerase II preinitiation complex assembly; transcription initiation at RNA polymerase II promoter
Cellular component (GO): transcription factor TFIIA complex
Molecular function (GO): RNA polymerase II general transcription initiation factor activity; TBP-class protein binding
Source: RefSeq, a predicted model, not a curated record